Molecule: messenger RNA, 1182 nt
Organism: Parnassius mnemosyne (clouded apollo)
Lineage: Eukaryota; Metazoa; Arthropoda; Insecta; Lepidoptera; Papilionidae
Source: the annotation of a GenBank genome assembly
AUGGACCCCAUCAUUAUAACGCCGGACGUUGUAGCUGAGGCGGUCCGAAGGGCCCCGAACUGGAAAAGUCCGGGGCUCGACGGGCUGCAUCACUACUGGCUGAAGGGGUUCGUGGUGUGUCACGCUGUGCUCGCCCGACAAUUUCAAGACGCUCUCGACCAAAAGUCGCUCCCGAGCCUCUUCACUACUGGGAUCACUCAUUUGGUUCCUAAAGACCGGGAUACCAUAGACCCGAGCAAAUACCGCCCCAUCACGUGUCUACCCACGAUAUAUAAGACACUAACAUCCAUUUUGAGCGCGAGAAUCACUCGUCACCUGAACUCAAAUCAGGUGAUGUCGCGCGCUCAAAAUGGAUGUCGGGGCGGUGGUCGUGGAACCAAGGAACCACUCCUCAUUGACGCGGUCAUUGGCAAAGUGGUUAAACGCAACCGUCGGAACCUAUCCGCCGCCUGGAUAGACUACAAAAAGGCAUUGGACUCGGUGCCUCAUACAUGGCUGAAGAGGGUCCUCGAGCUGUACAAGGUUGACUGUACAGUUAGAGACUUCCUCGGGCAGUGUAUGGGGCAGUGGAGUACGAUCCUUUGUCAUCUAGGCGAGCGGAUGACGUCUGCGGAGAACCACAUAAGGAUAAGAAGGGGUAUCUUCCAGGGCGAUUGUUUGAGUCCAAUCUGGUUCUGCCUCUCUCUGAACCCUCUCAGUACCUUACUGGAGGGCUCCGGGAGGGGAUUUCAGCUUCGAAGGGGAGGUACAAAAGUGACCCACCUUUUCUAUAUGGAUGAUCUCAAGUUAUUCGCCUCCAGUCGCUCUCAUCUUGUGGAAUUGCUAAAUAUCACUUGUGAUUUUAACAAUUCUAUUGGAAUGGGGCUGGGGUCGGAUAAGUGUGCGGUCCUCCAUGUUGAAAGGGGAAGGGUUGCUAAAUCUGAGGGCAUAGAUUUAUUUAUGUACAUCAACAUAAGGACCCUUUCCGGGGCUGAAACAUACCGAUACCUGGGUAUGUCACAGAACAUCGGUGUUGAUGAGGCGGGUAUGAAACAGUCACUUUGCGAUGUGUUUUAUGCACGAUUGACAAAAUGCUUAACAGUCUUUUGUCGGGCGUUAAUAAGACACACGCAUAUAAUGGUUGGAUCAUACCUGCUCUCAUGUAUACAUUUGGCAUACUCAGGUGGACUCAGACCGAACUGA